Molecule: messenger RNA, 2544 nt
Organism: Plasmodium fragile
Lineage: Eukaryota; Apicomplexa; Aconoidasida; Haemosporida; Plasmodiidae
Exons: 3
Coding region: 1-2544 (847 amino acids)
Source: RefSeq, a predicted model, not a curated record
AUGUCUCGUAAAAGGGUUUUUCUUUUGUGUAUUUUUCUGGCCAUUUCUGCAAUUGUUGACGAAGCCGAGUCGUUGAAGAAGCCAAGCGCGACAACGAAUGUCUCCUUCCUGCAGUUCAGGGAAGAUGGUAAACCUCAAGAGGGACAGGCGGGGGACCACACGCAGGGGCAGGAGGAGCCAAGUGAACCCAUUGUGAAUACCCUGCCGUUGCAGGAAAAUGUAACUGAACCCACUAACCAUUCGGAGGAGUCCACUGGGGGAAACUCUGAGAAGGGAAAUGACGGCGCCCACGUGGAGCCAACACAGGGGGGAAGCAAUGGGGAAACCCCCCACGACGGAGAACACGACAAAGGGAACAACGGAAGCGACGCAAACGUUGGCGCAAGCGUCGGCGCAAACAUCAGCUCUAAUGGGGAGGUGGAGGGAACGACGCAUGGACACGCGCAACAAGCGCCAAACGACCAUGCCGGCGGGCAAGUGAGUAGUGAGAAUAAUGACGCACACAGUGAGAGUACCACCACGGGCUCUACUUCAGAUAAGGAGGAGCACGACUUGCAUACACACACCCCUUCAGAUAAAGAAGAAAACAGCUCCCCAGCCAUGACUAAUGUGCACAAUGAGGUAGACGCGAAAGGAGGAAACGCCUCUGAAUCGGCAACCUCAAGUGAAAAUGAAGCAUCCGGACAUAAUGUGCCCCAUGAGGUGCCACCCAAAAAUGCUGAGGACAGUAAGGAGCUGGAUUCCUACACGGGAGCACUGGUACCUUUUCAUGGCCACCAUGCCCAGCACGCAGCGAAUGCGGAGCAUGGGGGACAUACACCAGAACAUGCAGAAAAUGCUGCACACACAGACAAUGUUGGGCAUACAGAAAAUGCUGCACAUGCUGCACAUGCUGCACAUACAGAAAACGAUGCACAUGCUGCACAUGCUGCACAUGCUGCACAGGCUGCACAGGCUGCACAUACGGAAAAUGCUGCACAUACGGAAAACGCUGCACAUGCUGCACACACAGAAAAUGUUGCACAUGCUGAGCAUGAUGAACAUGAUGCACAUGCUGAGCAUGGAGAGCAUGAUGCACAUGCUGAGCAUGGAGAGCAUGGAAAACACGAGCAGGAAGGAGAACACGGUGAAGAGGGCGACCACCAGAUAUAUGGAACGCUCCACCCAGAGGUGGAAGCGUCCGUGUUGUCCUCGCUGAAGGAAAAAGGAAUCCACGUGUCCAGCACAGAAAGAGUAAUCGUUGAGAUCAUCGAAAGCGCCAAGGAAGGAGUAAAGGGAUUAUUAAAAUUACGUAAAAGCAAAGACACUGGAAAAUUGCUACAAGAGGCUCUAGAAAAACUGAAGAUAAAUCAAAGAGAUCUACACUCGAAUAAUAAUUUUAUUACCCUAGAAAUGUACGAUAAAAUUCUUUCAGAAAUAUUUAAAAUAUUAACAGAAAUGUCUUUUUAUAAGGAUGCCCAUUUUUACGGAACGUUAGGUUUAGACAAAUCUCUUCUAAACGAAUCGCUAAAACAAAUUAAAAUAAAAAUGCUGAGGAGCAUUGGAGUGGCAUAUACCAAAUUACCUCCAAUUGUUAAGAGUAAAGAGAAAGGAAGCACAUGUGCAGUUAAUAAUCUCAUCAUUAGCAUUACGUCAAAGGAGCUAGCUCAACGAAUGGCAAUUAUGUUUUCAAAAUGGCUAGCUCCAGAAGAAUAUGGAUCUGUGGUGGACUUGGAUAAAAGUAUAGAAUUAAAUGUCCUUUGUGCAGGGGCAACUAUCCUAGUACAACAAUGGAAGUACUACCAAAAUAUGUUAGGGUUCGAAGUGGGCAAUGAGCAUGCCUUUUUAAAUUUAAUCGAUGAGCUGUUAGUCAUUGACAAAAGACAUAGUAAUAAUGAACAGUAUUCUAAAGUACUAAAGAAAAUAAAAAAGUCCAAAGCUUUUAAUUAUUGUACAAAAGUUAUGAGGACUGCAGGAAAUAUUUCUUCUAUUCCAUUUAAUCAUGAAAACAAUAAAACGCCCAGCUAUUCCAUUGUGGGGUCGUUAGGGAACCUGGUGAAGGCUCACAUGGGCAAUUACUACACUGCCAUUGCUAACAGAAUAAACUCCUACUUUUCAUAUGCUGGCAAGAGGAAUAAAAAAAGUGGUCCUUUAAAAGUUAUCUCCGUUUGCACUCUCCUUCAUUUGACUGAUAUGCUUUUCAACUGCUCUGAUGAGCACAUGAAGAACAUUUUGGACCUCAACACUUUGAAGCUGAACAUUUUGAACAUGCAGGGAAAGCGUGUCCUGCAGCCCCUCGUCAAGAUGAGCUUCCUGACCGGGACGCAGAACGCCCUGCUGAAGGAAAUCUGCGAGCCCAACCACCACCUAAUAGACGAGACGCUGUCGAAGCUGCUCAACCUUGUCUCAACCAGUUCGCACGAAUUGCUCGCAGCUGAGGUGGAAAAGCGGGGCUUCGACGAGGACUACAUGCAGGAGGAAAUCAAAAAUAUAAACGAGAGCGAUAACAACAUUCGGGACAAAGGAGAAGACGAAGUGGAAAAUCUCAUUUUUGAAGAUUUGUGA